Mesocricetus auratus (golden hamster) is the source of this 2162-nucleotide messenger RNA. It is a transcript of the gene Mul1, whose product is annotated as mitochondrial E3 ubiquitin protein ligase 1. NCBI's taxonomy places the organism in Eukaryota, Metazoa, Chordata, Mammalia, Rodentia, Cricetidae. Gene Ontology annotation, biological process: organelle organization; protein ubiquitination. The transcript has 4 exons. Gene Ontology annotation, molecular function: ubiquitin-protein transferase activity. Bases 108 to 1166 code for a protein of 352 amino acids. Gene Ontology annotation, cellular component: mitochondrion. The record is from RefSeq and is a predicted model, not a curated record.
UAGCAUUCGUCAUCAACGGGCGCCGGCGUACGCUUUCUGGGAAGGGUUUCCCGGCUGCACAGGGGUCGCGAGUGGUUUCCAGGCGGCUGGCGCGGCUCGGUGUCGCCAUGGAGAGCGGAUCGCGGCCGUCGCUGGGCCAGUUCAUCCUGCUGGGUACCAGCUCGAUUGUCACCGCCGUGCUGUACUCCAUAUAUCGGCAGAAGGCCCAGGUCUCCCAGGAGCUCAAGGGAGCUAAGAAGAUCCACUUGGGUGAAGAUUUAAAGGGCAUUCUUUCAGAAGCACCAGGAAAGUGUGUGCCUUACGCUGUCAUUGAAGGAGCUGUGCGGUCCGUUAAAGAAACACUCAACAGCCAGUUUGUGGAAAACUGCAGGGGGGUGAUCCAGCGGCUGACGCUUCAGGAGCACAAGAUGGUGUGGAAUCGAACAACCCACCUUUGGAAUGACUAUUCUAAGAUCAUUCACCAGAGGACUAACACUGUGCCCUUUGACCUUGUGCCCCACGAGGAUGGUGUAGCUGUGGCCGUGCGGGUGCUGAAGCCCCUGGACUCGGUGGAUCUGGGCCUAGAGACCGUGUACGAGAAGUUUCACCCCUCUGUGCAGUCAUUCACUGAUGCCAUCGGCCACUACAUCAGUGGUGAGCGGCCCAAAGGCAUCCAGGAGACAGAGGAGAUGCUGAAGGUGGGGGCCACCCUCACCGGGGUUGGUGAACUGGUCCUGGACAACAACUCUGUCCGCCUGCAGCCCCCCAAGCAAGGCAUGCAGUACUAUUUGAGCAGCCAGGACUUCGACAGCCUGCUGCACAGGCAGGAGUCCAGUGUCCGGCUCUGGAAGAUUCUGGUCCUGGUGUUCGGCUUUGCCACCUGUGCCACCCUCUUCUUCAUCCUGCGGAGGCAGUACCUGCAGCGGCUGGUAGCGCCUGCUGAGCAGCAGCUCCAGGAAGAGUUCCGGGAGCACGAGGCCCACCUGCUGAGCCAAGCCUCGCCUGAGGACAGGGAGAGCCUGAAGAGCGCCUGCGUGGUGUGCCUGAGCAGUUUCAAGUCCUGUGUCUUCCUAGAAUGCGGGCAUGUCUGUUCCUGUCGCCAGUGUUACCUUGCCUUGCCAGAGCCCAAGCGGUGUCCAAUCUGUCGUCGGGAGAUCACCAGGGUGAUUCCCCUGUAUAACAGCUAGGGGUCUUGUAGUCACACGCAAGUACCCGCCCCUUGUCAGGGUUUAUCUUGAGGCCUUUGGUGGGGUGGCUGUACCUUAAGGUGACAUGGCAAGCCUCACAUCUCAUGGCUGGGUGUUGCUUUUCAACGGGACAGGUCCCUUUCCAGUUCCAAGCACCUGGUGGGGGCUGUGGUGAGGUCCCCCUUCUCAGGAGCCAGAUCUAUGUGUGCAACUGAAUAAGACCAGCUCAUUGUCUAAGCAGCAAGGCCAGUGGUCUGCACUUUUGCUCCCUGGGGUGCUGACUCCUUAGCUUGGGAGGAAGGCCAAGCCCUGAGGGCCUUGCAGUGUGGCCUCUUGGGAAACUGCCUAGACUCCUCUUCUUGCUUCUGCCCACAGAAAGGAAUUUCUUAAAGCUCGUCAGGCAGGGAAGGUCGCUUGUGUCUCUCUUUCACUUGCUUACAGGGUAAUGUUUGCACAUGUGUGGAGAAAACGGCAGGAAGUGAGAAGCCCAUGUGUGUGGGACACAGGUCAGCAGGACAACAGACAUUUCUAGGUGUUUCCAGGGGGUUGGCAGGCAGCCUGGGUGCCUUCCUUUGGUGCAGGGAGAGCACCAGGGUUGUGGGGUGUGGCUGCUGCCUGGCUUUCCCAGACAGCUCUGGUUUCCUAUGAAAAGGCCUUACGGGAAGGAAGUGACAGUCACUGCUGUCUUUGCCUCUGACCUUUGUAGUUUCUCUGCUUGCUUUUGCCAAAGAAGGUAGCUGGUAGGCAUGCUCACAGAGAGCCUCACUGUCCCUGACAGCAGCCCCAGCAGCCCUGCCCCCCCAGGGUCAUGAGUGCCAGAGAAAUUAGAGACUGCCCUUCAUCAGUCAGAAGUGGUCAGGAGUCACUCGCAGGGCUCCUCUUCCUGAACAUCACCUGUGCUCCUUCAUGAGGGGGAGAAGGGCUUCUUCCAGGCGCUGACACUGGGACGUGCGCCAUCUGUCUGAGUGAGCAGCACAAAUUAAACAGACUACGAGA